UUUAGAAUAUAUUGCAGUGCAUGUGUGGUUAUUCUGCUUUUUGUGUUUUUCAGUGUACUACAGUACCUUUAUUUAGUUGUUUUAGAUGCUGAAACUCUUCCAUAACUACAGUAUGGUGACUUUAAUUUUCACUAAGUACCAGAGGUGGUCUCUGAUUUUUAUUUAAAGCACUAAUAAUAUUUGUUCAAUGUACAAUAAAUAAGUCCAAAUAAGAACUAUUUUUCUCUAAUGUGUUCUAUAUACAGUACUUUCACUUUGUAUAACAGAAUAUUUUUCACUGAUAUGUUCAAUAGAUUUUUACUUUAUAUCCCAGAAAGUAUUAUUGUUUUACAUCCCACCCCAAAGUCUAUGCAAUUUAUGAUUCUUUGAGCACCUCAGUGAGACAAUAAGAAGACACUGUCAAAAUAAGAAACAUCAAGAUCAGAUUUUAGUAUUUCAGACUGGCUUAUGACAGAGCUUUUUGUAAAUUAGUGCACCCACUAACUUUUAUGACUAAAAAGGUUAUGAAAAAUGUACUUUUAUAAAGCAAAUGCUUAUUUUAGUAUGAGUUAAAAGGAAGGAAAAGAAGAAAAGGGUCAUAGCAUUGUCUCUGUCUUUGAAAAAGUCACAUACAGUAGCUUCUUUAGCUCAUUCAUAUAUUGUUAGUCUUGUAGAUGAAUGAAGGGGAUGAUGAUUGUGUCUGGAAUGCUGCAGGGGUUGUUCUGGAUAUUGACUCAGGCUCCUGGGCAGACCGGUCACCCCUUCAUGAGGCAGCUAGCCAGGGACGACUCCUGGCUCUGAAGACUCUGCUCUCUCAGGGCUACAGUGUUAACACCCUCACGAUUGACCACGUCUCCCCACUACAUGAAGCUUGCCUAGGAGACCACGUAGUCUGCGCCCGAGCACUCAUUGAAGCCGGUGCAAACGUGAACGCUACUACAAUCGAUGGAAUAACUCCUCUGUUUAACGCGUGUUCGCGGGGGAGCGCAGCUUGCGCGGAAGUGCUGUUAGAGCACGGAGCCUCCCCUCAGGCAGCCUCCGGUCAGCCUUCGCCCAUUCAUGAAGCCUCCAGAAAAGGUAGGAGCAACUGUGUGGAGGCCUUGAUAUCCUGGGGUGCAGAUGUUGACCAUGACAUUCCUCACUUGGGGACCCCCCUCUACGUCGCCUGUUCCUCCCAGCAGCUACAGUGCACCAGGAAGCUGCUUGAUGAAGGAGCAAAUGUGCAAAGGGGUAAAUUCCUUGACACUCCGCUACACGCGGCUGCCCAGAAAAACAGCGCGGAGAUUGUCAAGCUGUUACUCGACUUCGGAGCCAACAUCAACGCCAGAAACGUGGAGCUGAAGCGGCCGGUGGAGACUGCGGCCCCCAGCAGCCUGGCGGAGCAGCUCCUGCUGCUGCAGGAAGCCACACCUUGCUCCCUGUAUCAGCUCUGUCGUCUGAGUAUCAGAAAAUUCAUGGGAAGAUCCCGGCUGCAUCUCAUUCCACAACUUCCGCUGCCAACAAUACUGCAGAAGUUCUUAAAGUACCGAUGAAUCACCUCUGGAAAAAAAAAUGCUACACUCUCAUUCUAAUCUAGAAGACUUACCUCUAGUGCACAGAGAAAUGUUAUUGUAGAAUUUUACAACCUUACACAGAUAAACAUUUUAAUGUGUGCAUGUACAGUAUAGAGCUAGAAUUAUUUUACAGAAGCAGAGAUACCAGAAUAUCUGUUGUACAAAAUGUAGAAGCUGACAGUCUGUAAUACCCCUUACUCUCCUCAAACUGACAUUUCUAUUUUGCCUCUUUUCACACACACCACUUCACACAAACACACCACCAAACACAAUUCAGUUUCUUCAGUUUUUAUUUCAGUUGUUAGUAGGUUAGUACCUUUUCAGCAAGCAUCUAUCGCUGUCCACUCAUGAGGAAUAACUCUCAGUCAGUGUUUGUAAACUAACUCUGUCUUUUGAAUGCCUUACCAUGCUCUUUCUACCAGAAUGAGCAAUAUAUCUUAAGAGACAUAAUGCACGGGGAAACAGAGUAAUUCUGCAGAAUAAUACAGCUGGUAAGCAUAUUUUAAAAAGUUUAAGAUGACCUGGCAUACAGUAUAAAGUUUUUUUUUCUUCAGUUUUACACUUGGUGGCAUAUUCUUAAUUCUGGGACUUUUUUGCAAAGUGAACUUCUAAAACUAAAUGCUGUAUAUCAUCAUACUUUCAUUGUCCAGAAUGCCUUACUUUCUGAUUAUAUCAAACUAACUGUUGGCUUAUACUGUAUGUAAAAGAGUGUCUAUAAUAUAUUAAUACAUAAAGACUUUUUUCAGAAGAUGAAUAUGCUUUGCUUCCAGCAUGAGCUUUUAGCAAUUAAGACAGAAGAGCCCAAUAAACUUGAUCAUUACUUUACUUUUAAACACUGAUAGUUUUAUAUUUCUAUUAUUUCGUAAUAAAUAUUUUUUUAUUUUGUAUUGUAUUAAUAUUUAAGUUAAGGUGUUGCUUCAUUAUAUUUUGUAAACAUUAGAUAUGCCAGAGUCAUACAAAAUUGAAAUGCAGAAUGAAAUUCAAAAAAAGAAAUACAUUUUUCUACAUUUGUUUUGUUAGAUGCAUUUAAUUUAAUUGCAGAGGCUGUCUGAAGUCCUGACAAGCCACAUAGCUCAUGCAGGAACACAAUAUACAGUACAGUCCUGCACUUUCAGAUUUUACUGUACGUUCAUUCAGGUUUAAAGAAUACAGCUACUAAAGCCCCCCUAAUGGAGCAUCGUAACUUUGUAGUCUCUAUGCCUGAAAAGAUUGAUCAUGAUGUACAAUGAUCAAUGGAGUACAUUAGUUUGUACAUUUUUUCCAACUUAUGUCUAAAUAGACAUCUAAAUGUGUACAAAUAAUUGGUACAAUUGACUGAAGCAACAAAGAAUUGAGAUUAGCAAGCAUCAGCUUUAGACUCUGUCAUAUUUUUGUUUCCAUGCAUGAUUACUAUAUUCAAAACUGUUCAGUCAGUCAGACCUACAGGCCCUGUACUCUCUGGCUUGUCAUUGUUGUGUCUUGCUAAGAUCAGAGAUGGAGGCAACAUUUCAAUGUAGAACAGUCCUCCUUAAUUUUGGCGUUUUUUCUUUGAAAUCAGAAAUAAUGACACUUAAUGAAUUAAUAAAUGAAUUUGAAUAUAAAGUAUUAAGUGACUCAUUUGUGAUAAAAAUACAACAGCACAACAGAGAGAUUUAAGGAUUACACCAGAAGAAAGCAAGGGGAAUACAUUAUUUUACAAUUUAACUGAUAGACAAUCAAAUGAUGUUAACAUUUCUGUGAUUUUCAGUUCUAAUGAUGUACUAACAGUUUUUCACUAAAUGUAUGCAUUUUUUUUUCUUUUUUUAAAUAAAGAGCCUACCAUUAAACCUC
Messenger RNA from Lepisosteus oculatus (spotted gar), 3341 nucleotides. NCBI's taxonomy places the organism in Eukaryota, Metazoa, Chordata, Actinopteri, Semionotiformes, Lepisosteidae. The record is from RefSeq and is a predicted model, not a curated record.